Messenger RNA from Talpa occidentalis (Iberian mole), 2065 nucleotides. It is a transcript of the gene STK16, whose product is annotated as serine/threonine kinase 16. Gene Ontology annotation, biological process: protein phosphorylation. Gene Ontology annotation, cellular component: Golgi apparatus; cytoplasm. The record is from RefSeq and is a predicted model, not a curated record. The transcript is spliced from 8 exons. Gene Ontology annotation, molecular function: ATP binding; protein serine/threonine kinase activity. The coding region runs from base 205 to 1122 and encodes 305 amino acids. NCBI's taxonomy places the organism in Eukaryota, Metazoa, Chordata, Mammalia, Eulipotyphla, Talpidae.
GUGGAGUUCGGGCUGGCGAAAUGAUUCUUCAGGCCGAGGGUGGUCUCCAAAAAGGGUGGACUCGCCCCUCGCCCCCAUCGCACCCCGGAACUGCCUUGUGCCAGCAUGAUCCACCGGGUCCCCAGCACAUCUGGAAGGCGCACUCAUCCUGCACGAACCCUUUGACAGCCCCAGACCGUCCUUGAGGAGGAUGACUGAGCCACUAUGGGCCACGCACUGUGUGUCUGCUCUCGGGGAACUGUCAUCAUGGACAAUAAGCGCUAUCUCUUCAUACAGAAGCUGGGGGAGGGUGGGUUCAGCUAUGUGGACCUAGUGGAGGGGUUACAUGAUGGACACUUCUACGCCCUGAAGCGAAUCCUAUGUCAUGAGCAGCAGGACCAGGAGGAGGCCCAACGAGAAGCAGACAUGCAUCGCCUCUUCCAUCACCCCAACAUCCUUCACCUCGUGGCUUAUUGUCUGAGGGAGCGGGGCACUAAGCAUGAGGCCUGGCUGCUGCUACCCUUCUUCAAGAGAGGUACGCUGUGGAAUGAGAUAGAAAGGCUGAAGGACAAAGGCAAUUUCUUGACUGAAGAUCAAAUCCUUCAGCUGCUGCUGGGUAUCUGCAGAGGCCUUGAGGCCAUUCAUGCCAAGGGUUAUGCCCACAGGGACCUGAAGCCCACAAAUAUCUUGCUUGGAGAUGAAGGGCAGCCGGUUUUAAUGGACUUGGGUUCCAUGAAUCAAGCAUGCAUCCAUGUGGAGGGCUCCCGCCAGGCCCUCGCCCUGCAGGACUGGGCAGCCCAGCGGUGCACCAUCUCCUACCGGGCUCCGGAGCUCUUUUCUGUGCAGAGCCACUGUGUCAUCGACGAACGGACUGAUGUCUGGUCCCUAGGCUGCGUGCUAUAUGCCAUGAUGUUUGGGGAAGGUCCUUAUGACAUGGUGUUCCAGAAGGGUGACAGUGUGGCCCUUGCUGUGCAGAACCAACUCAGCAUUCCGCAAAGCCCCAGGCAUUCUUCAGCACUGCGGCAGCUACUGGCCUCAAUGAUGACUGUGGACCCCGAGCAACGCCCUCACAUUCCUUUCCUCCUCAGUCAAUUGGAGGCACUACAACCCCCAAGUUCAGGCCAGCUUACUACCCAGAUCUGAACAGACCAGGGGCCAUGUCAAGAAGGUAGUCAUGGUGCCCUGGGAAGCGCCUCCUGCCCGAUUACCUGUCUAUUCUGUCCUCUUGUGAUUGAGGACAAAGAGGUUGGAUAACCAGAUAUCUUCCAUCUCUGCUUCUGCAUUCUUACCCAGAAGCAUCAACUGGACAGAGCACCUGGCUGAGUUGGGGUGGGUGAGGGUGGUGAAUGAGCAAAGGGGAGCUGAUGGAAUCUGGUAAAACCUCUGAGUGGGACUGUUGAACUUACAUCAUGGUUUGCCUCCAAAUUUGGGAGCAGGAGAAUGUAUAAACAGAAGAAUAAAAUGAGAGUAGCUUGGUGUGGAUAUGAGUUUCAAUGUUCUGGAGUGAGAAGAAGUACGAGGGUCCCACCGUGGUUACCACUGCCAAGGGAGCAGCCUGGAAAAAAGAGGCUGUCGGGUCAGCAGGAUCAUGACUUCACUGUUGCACACAAGGAGGAUGUAUCCUCACAUCUGCUGGCUGGUGGUGAGUGCUUCUAGCUUGCCUGUCAAAAAUUUAAAGCUGCUCUGACUUGAGCUGGUUUCUAUCUGUGCCAAGAACUGGAACCAGGACCCUAAAAGCACAUUUGCUUGUUCUUCCCUUCCUUCAUUCCCGGGGUGGUAGCUUAGUCAAAGCAGCCCAGCAGGUUUGCCAGGCAAAGGCUUCUGGGUGGAGACACCUGGAAGCUUUGGGACAUUGACAUAGCAAGUCUCCCAGCCUUAGCCCGAGGGCAAGGGGAGUGGAUUUAGCAGCCAUUUGGGUCUUUAGCUUCUCCCAGAUGGUUCUAGCUCACACACAGUUAAUGAUUAAUGAGGCCAAUGUGGUGUGGCAGUAUCCAGCUGCCACUUCCUGCCUAUCUGCUGAGUAAACAGGGGCCCUACCUUUGCAGGGCUUGUAACCUGUUCCCUAGGGAAGGACACUGCGUCCCUG